AAAAAGGCUGUGCAAUGGGAUGCCUUGAGAAACAAGUAUACUGGUAGCCUGUCAAUCAUUCCUAUCUUGAAGCCUUGUCAGCAUUGCCAAUUAUCAUCUACUCAUCAAUCUUUGUUUUUCUGUGUGUACUGUUAAUUUUCUGUAGUAGAAGAUGUCCUCUAUAUAUUUGUGAGAAGGGAUCUCAUCUUUAAUUUAAUCGAAAAGUCAAAGGUCUCAAGGCAGCUCAUGUCCAGGCAGUGAGAAGGGACCCAAUUGCCUUCCCGCUCAGCCAAGCUUCCAUUGGCACCACUUCUAGGCUCUGAUCUCUUGUAUUCUCUGCUUCUUCUACAGAUCGAUCAUAUCCUUAUUUCAGCCCCAGGUCUUCAGGUUCAAAGCUUCACUCUCCAGACUUAAGGAGCUGCUUUCAGGAUGUUGCCUCUUGAAAAUGAUAUUCAGCACUGAAGUUGCUUGAUUUUAUUCUCGCAAGGAGAUUAAGUGAGGGGAAUUAAGGAGAAUUAGGAGAGUUAUGGGAGUUGUGCUUCUGGGUUUCUUGGGCCAGCUAAUCGAACGGCGAGCUUCUCAGCGGUGGAAGCAAGCGGGAAGAGCAUCUUACCGCUGCAGCUAGAGCCUCCUGAUCUUUCUUACUUCCUGCUACUUAUAUAUGUAAUUCUCCUAGUUUCUUCAUCCUUUAUGCAUGAAAUUUUAGCUGGGAUGAGCACACAUAUCAUACAAUUGUUACAAGGCCUGUGUUCUGAUGGUCUAUGGAAGUACGGUGUCUUCUGGUCAUUCAAAAGCGAGACGAAUGGGUGGAUCUUGACUUGGGGUGAUGGAUAUGUCAAUAAAAUGAUAGAAGACAGACAAAUGGGAGAUCUAUCUGCUGGCGCCACUGUUCGUAAGAAUCAGAUAAUACCUUCCACGUGCUGCAACAAAAGCUAUCCAUUUUGCCCCAUUGAGGCAGCACUGAUGAGAAUGCCUAGCCAUUUGUACCCUCUUGGAGAAGGGAUUAUUGGUAAAGUAGCACUUACAGGACAACAUUGCUGGAUUUCUGCCAAUGAGCUUGGUUCAACAGCUAUGCAUAAGCACUUAUAUUUUCAGUACCAAGAAGACUGGCAGCUUCAAUUUGCAGCCGGAAUCAAGACGGUUCUGCUUGUACCAGUGGUUCCUCACGGGGUUCUUCACCUGGGCUCUUUAGAUACGAUUUUUGAAAGUGCAGCGUUGGUGGCACUCAUAAAGGACAUGUUUCAUAAGCUUUGUGAUGCUUCAGUAUCUCAUGCCUCUUUAUCCACUGGGUCUGCCUACUCAAAUAAUUUGAGGCUACCAACUGCAACUCUAUCAAUCAAUCAUCCAGAUGUUAACUUGAUUGAUAGUUCUGCUCAGAUCUUGAAUGUUGAUCACCACAGUUUAACACAUCCCUUCAGUACAUCAGAAGUUCCAAUAUUAGAAGACAUCACUAUAGGUUCCUACAGAACUAGUCCAACAGGUUGGCCUAAUGGACUGCUGGGUGAUAAUGGAACGAUUGGGCAUGAAUAUUUCGAAGGCUUUUCUCUGACAGAUAUGACACAUUGGAAUCAAGAGAAUACUCACGGCAGCACUAUUGUUCUAAAUGAUGGUGUAGUGAUUUCAAAUACUUCAAUUCAUUCAGAGUUUCACAGAGAUCUCAUGGUAAUGUCCAGGGAAGAACAAGAGCUCUUCAUGUGGCAUUGUAGGUCGAAACAACAAGAACCUACAAGCCCUGCUCUCCCUCAAGUGAAUGGCAACGAUGCUGAUUUUUAUGUGCAGCUUGAAACCAACAAUUACGCAGAAUUAUUACUAGAUACAAUAAUCGACCAGAUUGGUCAUACAUCAAACAGUGAAUCUUCUCCCUCAACUGAUUCUCCAUUUUCAUGUGAAACACAAGUUAAAAAAGAAGAUCACUCAUUGAGGGUGGAUGAAUCGUCAAUUUCUGAUAUCCCAGGUGGUCAAGAACUUUCACCUAUAUCCAUGAAUGAAGGGUUCAUAAGUUGUGCAAUGACUGAUGGAUGCAUGGGAAUCAACAAGACUAUAACUGAAGAAUGCUUAGUUGAAAGUACGCUUGGGAUAAAUUCAGCUGAAAUCAAAAGAAGAUACAGAAAAGUUGAGCUCCAGAAACCAAGACCAAGAGACAGGCAAUUAAUCCAAGAUAGGAUGAAGGGGUUGAGGGAGCUUAUUCCAAAUGCAUCAAAGUGCAGCAUCGAUGCUCUACUGGACAAAACCAUAGCGUACAUGCUGUUCCUCCAAAGUGUAUCCGAGAAAGCUGAGAAGAUUCAGAAUACAUUGGAAGACAAGGAAUCCCACAAUGAGACAAAGAAGCAACUUGAAGGCUGCCCACUAAGAGUUGAACAGCUUAAUCAGCCUGGCCAUCUUCUCAUUGAGAUGUUGUGCGAGGACUACGAAGUCUUUCUUGAGAUGGCCCAUGUGUUGAAGGGCCUUAAGGUGAGCAUACUGAAAGGAGUGCUGGAGCACCGUUCCGACAAGCUUUGGGCUCGCUUUGUCAUUGAGGGUUCGGAUGGCUUCAACCAGAUGCAGAUUCUGUGCCCGCUAAUGCAUCUCCUGCGUAGGAUAUGAAAUUCAAGCAGGGUUCAGAUGGUUUCAACCAGAUGCAGAUUCCGUACCCGCUGAUAGGAGAUGAUGGCUUUGUGUUUUGUGUUUCGUUGAAAUGUUCCCGAGACUCAUCUGACUCUGUUUGCGUGGUACAAACGUACAGCAAAAUAAUGGAUGGAUGUAUUUUUUAGAUCCCAGCAAGACUGGAAUGUUGUUAUAUCCAUAUUUUCAAUCGUGUGCAGCAAAAUAAAAGUUGAA
Molecule: messenger RNA, 2796 nt
Organism: Sorghum bicolor (sorghum)
Lineage: Eukaryota; Viridiplantae; Streptophyta; Magnoliopsida; Poales; Poaceae
Product: transcription factor EMB1444
Exons: 11
Coding region: 670-2562 (630 amino acids)
Biological process (GO): regulation of DNA-templated transcription
Molecular function (GO): DNA-binding transcription factor activity; protein dimerization activity
Source: RefSeq, a predicted model, not a curated record